Messenger RNA from Cyanistes caeruleus (blue tit), 4273 nucleotides. The record is from RefSeq and is a predicted model, not a curated record. Lineage: Eukaryota; Metazoa; Chordata; Aves; Passeriformes; Paridae.
CCAUGUAUAUUCUGUUUGAAUUUCAGAUUAACUGGUCUGGAAGCUCUCAUGAUUCAAUCCAGUCAAGGAGAGUGGUUAUUUCUCACAAUAUGGAUAAAGCGCUGAAAGAAGUGUUUGACUACAGCUAUAGAGAUUACAUCCUGUCCUGGUAUGGGCAACUCAGCAGAGAUGAGGGGCAGCUGUACCAGCUGCUCUCUGAAGACUUCUGGGAGAUUGCCAAGCAGCUGCGACAGAGGCUGAGUCACGUUGAUGUAGUUAAAGUUGUCUGCAAUGAUGUGGUGAAAGCUUUACUCUCACACUUCUGUGACCUUAAAGGAGCCAAUGCCAGGCAGGAAGAUCCACCCAGACCUUUUUUGCUGCACUCCUGCUUGAGGAGCUCUGAUGAAGAAGUAAGAUUUCUGCAAAAAUGUUCUCAAGUUCUGGUGUAUUGUCUCCUACCCUCAAAGGAUGUCCAGUCUGUCAGCUUGCGCAUAGUCCUUGCAGAAAUACUUGCAACAAAAGUACUGAAACCAGUGGUGGAACUGCUCAGUGAUCCAGAUUACAUUAACCGAAUGCUACUCAGCCAGCUGGAGUACAGAGAACAGAUGAAUGAGCAUCAGAAGAAAGACUACACAUAUGCUCCUUCUUACGAGGAGUUCAUCAAGCUCAUUAACAGCAGCUCCGAUGUUGAGUUCCUGAAACAGCUGAGGUAUCAAAUUGUAGUGGAAAUAGUUCAGGCAACCACCAUCAGCAAUAUUCCCCAAGUGAAGAGACAGAAAGAUUCAAAAGGAAAAGAAACUGCAGCAAUGAAAGCUGACCUACUGAGGGCUCGCAAUGUGAAGAGAUAUAUUAAUCAGCUGACAGUGGCAAAGAAGCAAUGUGAGAAGAGAAUAAGGCUCCUGGGAGGGCCUGCUUAUGAUCAGCAGGAAGAUGGCAUUUCUGAUGAAGGUGAUGGCCCUCCAAGUCAGAAGAUUCUUCAGUUUGAAGAAAUUUUGGCCAACCCUUCCUACCGAGAACACUUCCGGAUCUACAUGGAGAGGAUGGACAAGAUGGCUUUGAUUGGCCUUUGGGAGUCUGUGGAAAAUCUGAAGAGUGCUAACAAGGCUGAAAUACCUCAACUGGUGAGUGAAAUUUACCAGAAUUUUUUUGUGGAAAGCAGAGAAAUACCUGUGGAAAAAUCCCUUUAUAAGGAAAUACAGCAAAGUCUUGUGGGAAAUAAAGGCAUUGAAGUAUUCUACAGAAUUCAGGCAGAUGUUUAUGAAACUCUAAAGGACAGAUACUACCCCUCAUUCAUUGUUAGUGAUUUAUAUGAGAGAUCAGUCAAGAAGGAGGAAGAAAGAAGUUCUGCUCAGCUAACUCCUGAAGACAAAGAUGAAGUGAGCCAAGGUUGUGACGAAGCUACUGAAGAAUGCAGCACAAGAAUUAAUGAACAAGCCAGUUAUGCUGUAAAUAAACUUCGCCAGCUAAAUGACAAGCUUGAGUAUAAGAAACAGGCUCUAAAUUCCAUUUGUAAUUCACCAAAACCCGACAAAAAGAUUGUUUCUAAGCUGAAGGAUGAAAUUACUCUGAUGGAGAGAGAGCACAGUGACCUUCAGCUGCACAUUGCAAGAACAGACUGGUGGUGUGAGAAUCUUGGCAUGUGGAAAGCCUUCAUUGUCUCAGGAGAGGUUUUAGAAGAGAAUGGAGAACAAGUGCCCUGUUACUCUGUCAUGGUGAGUUUACAAGAAGUUGGUGGAGCUGAAACUAAGAACUGGACUGUUCCCAGGAAGCUCAAUGAGUUUCAGAACCUACACCGCAAACUGAGUGAGUGUUUUCCAUCAUUAAAGAAAGUUCAGUUGCCUUCUCUCAGCAAGCUGCCCUUCAAAUCCAUAGACCAGAAAUUCAUGGAGAAAUCCAAGAACCAGCUUAAUAACUUUCUGCAGAAAUUACUCUCUGAUGAAAGACUCUGCCAGAGUGAAGCACUUUAUGCCUUCUUGAGCCCCUCCCCAGAGCACCUCAAAGUUAUUGAUGUGCAAGGAAAGAAGUCAUCGUUUUCACUCUCCUCAUUUUUAGAACGACUUCCUGGUGAUUUGUUUUCUCAUCAGGAGGAAGAAACGGAAGAGGACAGUGACCUGUCGGACUAUGGAGAGGAGGUGGAUGGGAAGAAGGACUCUCUUGCUGAACCGUGUUUCAUGCUGAUUGGAGAGAUUUUUGAACUGCGAGGAAUGUUCAAAUGGGUCAGAAAAACAUUAAUUGCACUAGUACAAGUCACUUUUGGAAGAACUAUCAACAAGCAAAUCCGUGACACUGUACACUGGAUGUUCAGUGAACCAAUGCUUGUUUACUACAUUGGUGUGUUUCGAGAUGCUUUUUGGCCAAACGGGAAGUUAGCUCCACCACCAAGAGCCAAGAGUGAUGAACAAAAGCAGGAGACAAAACAGAGAGCACAGCAAAAACUACUUGAAAACAUUCCAGAUACUCUGCAGAAUCUUGUUGGACAACAAAACGCCCGUCAUGGUGUAGUGAAAGUGUUCAAUGCAUUGCAAGAGAGGAAGGCUAAUAAGCAUCUGCUUUAUGUUUUGCUGGAACUGCUGCUAACUGAACUGUGUCCUGAGCUGAGAGCUCAUUUAGAGCAGCUUAAUGCCACUUAGGUUUGAAUCUGCACAAUUGGACCACUAGAGAAAUGUCUAUGUUCAAGAAUAGACAUGAAACUUAUUUUCCUCUUUUCCAUAGAGGGCUGAGGACUAUGAUUAUUUUUAGCAUUUUUCUUUCCUCUUGAGUUUUUUGUGAAGUAAACAGACUUGAAAAGAUCUGAUGCUGUCGUAGAGUAGACAAAAAAAAAUGCUGUAUAGCUGCCAAUUUUUAUUUAAAUUGUUCUAUUUGACUACUCCUCUGUUUCAAAUAUAGACUGAAAAAUAAAUGUUCAUAUAUGCUGAAAGAAACCAGAAGAUAUUUUAAACAUUUAUGGAAAGAAAUUUUGCUUAUAGUGGUAAACUAAUGAAUGUUGUACAGUUCUAAUCUCCUCACUGAGGAUCUGAGCAUUCCUUUUCUUUUCUUGUGUAUUGAAGAAGCCUUGUCGUGCAAUACUACAUGUAAAGCUAUUGUGAAAAUUUUAUCAAUUUUGGUUUUACCAAAGAUUUCCUGUAGUUUGAAGCAUUUGUAAGCAAUAAAUAUCACAACUGGAUCACAGCACUUGAUAAUGAGGCUGUACUGACAACAGAUCAAUGAGUUUGACCGCACUAGUUUCAUAAGAAAUAUAUACAUUGCUUUGAAGUCUUUGUCAAAAUUAUGUAUUGUAAACUGGUAUGUCCUAACAGAAUGCCUGUGUUAAAUGUUAGUUCAGAGAUUAGUGCUUAUGAACUGCUUCUAUGAAUGAUCAAUUAGACAUUUAAUUAAACCAUUCUGGUAACUUCCCUGAUAUUAUUCAGGGCUGUUUUAUUCAAAUGCCCCAAUUUCAAAUAACCUUCAAAUCUUUCCCUUAUUUUAUACAAGGAAAGAAAACCGUCUUCAGUGGUUGUUUUUUUUUUAAAGUUAUGUAAAAAUAUGUAAAUAUGAUGUUAAUGCACAUCUAAAUAAUUAAACAUCAUCAAAAAUUCCUAGCUGACAUUCAUUACUUCUCAAUUUGGUACAGUUGUGCUCUUAGAAAAACUACUUGCAGUUAUGACUGACUGUAUUGCAAGGUACAUACAGUCUGUAUGAUCUAUUUGAAUCAACAUUUUUAGUAACAUCUAGCCUUCUCUUCCAACAGUUUCAGAAAAGUUUUCAAGUCAUGGUACAGUCCUAAGAAGCAAGGGAAAUUCUGCAUUUAUAAAGUUUCACAAGUAAACAGGCAUUUAGAAAUGUGCAAGCUUACCAUAGCAAUCAGUAAGUUUUCCGAGUGGUUAAUCAAAGUAUCUUUUGAUGAAAGAUCCAGCUUGACUAUGUUCAAACAUACAAACUCCUAACCAAAAGAUUUCCAACUAUUUCUAAUACAGAGACAGUGUGAAUGCAAUAUGAAGGACUGAGGAAAACAGGCCUUGUCCUGUGACAUAUACUGAAUAUUUCCAUACUAAUGUUUGGGGCUCCUUUUUCCACAGUUCUGUAAGUAGUAUUUAUUAGUUUUAGAAGCUGGUAUGGUUUGAAUUGUAAAGCUUGGUGUUCUGCUGGACAGUUUCCAACUCUAAGUCUCUGCAAUCCAAAAGUAAAAUGUAUCAAGAAUCUUAUGUAAAUCUAGAUGCUUUAGAAAGUAUGGGCAAGAAAGUAUAAGCACCACUAACAAUUUAAGCUUUAAAAAUGGUUGUGGCCUGUGAGUGGGCUGUAUGUGAAAAUGAGACAA